Molecule: messenger RNA, 1393 nt
Organism: Meleagris gallopavo (turkey)
Lineage: Eukaryota; Metazoa; Chordata; Aves; Galliformes; Phasianidae
Source: RefSeq, a predicted model, not a curated record
ACAAGCUCCCAACCCAACUUGUUGCCCAUCAGCCACACCAUCGGUGUUGAGGUUGGCAUUGACCCUAACCAGCAUUGUUAACCUAACGAGCCCCAUCAACCUAACGAGCCUCGUUAACCUAACGAGCCUUGUUAACCUAACGAACCUCAUCAACCUAACGAGCCUCGUUAACCUAACGAGCCCCAUCAACCUAACGAGCCUCAUCAACCUAACGAACCUCAUCAACCUAACGAGCCUCGUUAACCUAACGAGCUUUGUAGACCCAACAAGCUCCCAACCCAACCCGUUGCCCAUCAGCCACACCAUCGGUGUUGAGGUUGGCAUUGACCCCAACCGCCACCACCCCCUCAUUAACCUCAUUAACCUCGUUAACCUCAUUACCCUAAUGAACUCCUCUCCUUUCUGGCACGCCUCCACCACCCCCCCAGACGACUACGACCUCUUCAACUUCACCUUCAACCCCGACGACGCCGUCGGUCACCACCACAUCCCAUGGAGUUACCGCGUGGCCUUGGCUCUCUACGCCGCCAUUUUCCUCCUCGGCAUCCCCGGCAACGCGGCGGUGGUUUGGCUGAGCUCCACGGCGCAGCGCCGCGCCGUCCCCGCCGUCUGGUUCCUCCACCUGGCCGUGGCCGACCUGCUGUGCUGCGCCGCGCUGCCCUUCCUGGCCAUCCCCGUCGCCGGCGACCAUCGCUGGCCUUUGGGCGACUUCGGUUGCAAACUCUUCCCGGCGCUGGCGGUGCUCAACAUGUACUCCAGCGUUCUCCUAUUGGGCGCCAUCAGCGCCGACCGCUGCCUUAUGGUCACCCGCCCAGCCUGGUGCCACAACCACCGCACGCCGCGCGCCGCGCACCGCGUCUGCUUCACCGUAUGGUUGGCGGCCGCCGUCCUCACCGUGCCCACCUUCCUCUUCCGCGCCGUCCGCCACGAUUCCUUCGCCGAGGCCGAGCUGUGCGUGGUUGAUUACGGGCAGCACCGUCGCUUCACCGAAGCCUUCACCGUCGCCCUCCGCUUCGUCGCCGGAUUCCUCCUCCCUUUCUCCGCCAUCACCGUGUGCCACGCGCUCCUCCUGGCCCGGCUCCGUGCUCGGCGUUUCUCCAACACCCGCCGCGCCGCCGGCACCGUGCUGGCCGUGGUGAUCACCUUCUUCGUGUGCUGGUUGCCGUAUCACGUCGUGGGUUUGAUCCUCGCCUCCACCACGUCGAGCUCCGCGAUCUACCGGGGGGCGGCGGCGGUGGAUCCGGUGCUCACCGGCUUGGCCUACGCCAACAGCUGCGCCAAUCCGCUCAUCUACGCGGUGGCGGCGGGGAGGAGGGGAGGGUGGGGAGGCGGGGAGCAGGGCAGGAGGUCGUGGUGCGCGGCGCUGCGCCGCGUGCUGAGCGAGGAGCCCAAC